AUAGUCCUCACAAAUUCAUUCAAAGAAAGAAAGAAAGAAAACAAAACAAAAUCCGAGAAUCCCAUUUCCUCUGUAUGCUGAUUCCUUUGUUGAAUUUGAAAGAAGAAAAAUUGGUAGAGAUAAGGAAAGAAAGUAACUAGGAUUCUGACUCUGUUGAAUGAUUGAUUGAGUGGUAGAUCAUCCUCAAUCCAACGCCUUGAAAAGCCUAUUGAUGAAUUGAUGAUGAUUUGCAAGGGAGUGUGAGAAGUGGGAAGAUUGAUGGGAGUUUAUGUUUGCUUCACUGUACAUUAAACAAAGUGACUGUGACGAGCCUUUUGAAUUAGCCGAGGUCCUCCUUUUUGAGCUCAAGGUCUGCCUUGUCUAGUUGAGCUUUCAUAGUUGGUACCAUGGGUGUCUCAGGAAAAUGGAUAAAAGCAUUGGUUGGCUUGAAAAAAACAGAAAAGUCACAAUCUUCAGAGAAGGAAGAAAAUAGGUCAGUUACUAGCAAAUUUCGUCACCGAAGAAAGCAUUCUGUUGAGUUUGACACAGAUAAACUUCAAGAAGAGUUGGAACGGAAUGCUGUGCCAAUAGCCAGAGACACUAAUACUCAUGCAACAGCUGAUUCUGCUGGCUCUCCCUCUCGUUCACUUCAAGUGGUUGUUGCAGCUGUUAAUGGACUUGCUAUGGAAGAAUGGGCUGCCACUAGGAUACAAACAGCUUUUCGUGGGUUUCUGGCUAGAAGAGCUUUGCGAGCGUUAAAAGGAUUAGUAAGGCUGCAGGCCCUUGUUAGAGGUCAUGCUGUAAGAAAACAAGCUGCAAUGACUCUUCUCUGCAUGCAAGCUUUGGUGAGAGUUCAGGCUCGUGUAAGAGCAAGGCGUGUUCGACUGGCAUUAGAAAGUGAAACUGCCCAACAGAAGCUUCAGCAACAACUUGCAAAUGAAGUUCGUGUUAAAGAAGUAGAGGAAGGGUGGUGCGAUAGUAUAGGAUCUGUUGAAGAAAUUCAAGCCAAGUUACUAAAGAGGCAGGAGGCUGCAGCUAAACGUGAGAGAGCCAUGGCAUAUGCUCUGGCUCAUCAGUGGCAAGCAGGAUCAAGACAGCAGUCUAUGCCUGCUGGAUUUGAACCAGAUAAAAGCAGUUGGGGUUGGAACUGGCUGGAAAGGUGGAUGGCUGUACGUCCAUGGGAGAAUCGCUUUCUCGACAUUAAUCUUCGAGAUGGAAUGAUGAUAUGCGAGGAUGAUUGUGCAGAAGGAAACAAUGGUUCCAAUUCUCAGACAAAACCUGUUAUCAAGAAGCCAGCUGCAUCAAAUCUUCAUGCUAACCUGUCAAAUCUAAAGACAGGUCCAUCGAAUUCUGGAGGGAGUGAUUCUCCACCUGGUAAGUUGGCAAACGCGCUGGAAACAGUCAAUGCAUUGUCUUCCAAGCCAAAAUCCAAUCCAGUCCUUGAAGAUUUGGUUGAAGAAGCUGGCACAAAACCUGUUAUUACUUCAAGAUCACGCAGCAAUCCUAAAGAGAGGUCUAUAAAAUCAGAUAAACAGCCAAAGAAGAGAUUGUCUCUACCUAACAGUGCAGGGGGAGGUAAUGGAACUGAAACCAGCAAGCCUAGCAGAACUGCUGCAAAAGCGACACCAGGCUCUCACAAGCCGAUAAAGGACAGGUCCAAGUCCAACGAACAAGGGGACUUGAAUCCUGCAUGAAAUACGGCACAUGCUUUUUGAUAUUUAAGGAAGCAUCUGUGAAGACAAAUCUGUUGGGUUGCCAUCCACCCAGGUCUUGUUUAUGUAUAUGUGUAUCAAAUUACAGCGCGAGAAGCAAUUGCUUUAUUUUCCUGUCAUAAAAUUGAGUGGCACCGCCGUGGCGGGGAGGGGAGUUGAGACUGGUUUGGCUUGCCUUGGUCUGUUAUGGGAAUAAGCCAAUAAUAUGUAGAUUUUAUUUGUUACUGUUGUAAUGAGCUGUGAUUAAAUGUAACAAAAUCACUUGUGAUUUGCGUGAAUCAAGUAAAACUGAGUCCAACUCUGGUUUGAAAA
Molecule: messenger RNA, 2003 nt
Organism: Hibiscus syriacus
Lineage: Eukaryota; Viridiplantae; Streptophyta; Magnoliopsida; Malvales; Malvaceae
Product: protein IQ-DOMAIN 1-like
Exons: 8
Coding region: 387-1673 (428 amino acids)
Molecular function (GO): protein binding
Source: RefSeq, a predicted model, not a curated record